Molecule: messenger RNA, 2652 nt
Organism: Scomber scombrus (Atlantic mackerel)
Lineage: Eukaryota; Metazoa; Chordata; Actinopteri; Scombriformes; Scombridae
Gene: tmem184c
Product: transmembrane protein 184C
Exons: 10
Coding region: 489-1844 (451 amino acids)
Biological process (GO): transport
Molecular function (GO): transporter activity
Source: RefSeq, a predicted model, not a curated record
CCAACAGUAGGAAAUACACAGUUACUUCUUUGGAAAGUUUUAACCUACCGACGAUAAAAACCCGUUUAAAAAUACUUUUAAGUGGGCCUUUAUUUAUACUGUCUAUUCUACAACAGUGUAGAGUUGUACUCCAUUGCGUUGAUUCAGAUUAUUUCCGCGGCUGAGGCAGCAUGGAUCAUCUGCAUUGUUUGUUUACAUGAUGAGACAGCUAACGUUAGCCUAGCAACUUAGCCUGCUAACAUCGAGUCAUAUGAGCUGAUAAUUAUCCCUGCAGCAUUUGGACCUCAUGAAUGAAAACUCGACCAUUGGUGAAACAUAUAAGUGACAUGUGGACCAUUGACGGCUUGUGUCAGGUCGUAGUGAGCUGUAGGAAGUGUAACAAUGCGAAGCUAAGGUUGAAUGUGUUGUAACAUUAAGACGAGUUAAACUGUUUUGUCACCUAAACCUGCGUCCAGUUUGAAAGGCCUUUAUAGAGGCUUUAUGUCAACAUGCCUUGUUCCUGUGGGAACUGGAGAAGAUGGAUUAGACCGCUGGUGGUUGUGUUGUAUAUUUUGUUGUUAAUAGUCGUCCUGCCCUUGUGCAUCUGGGAACUACAAAAGUCACAGGUUGGCACUCAUAACAAAGCAUGGUUUAUUGCUGGGAUAUUUGUCUUCAUGACCAUACCUAUAUCGUUAUGGGGCAUCCUCCAGCAUCUGGUUCACUACACUCAGCCAGAGCUUCAGAAACCCAUUAUCAGGAUAUUAUGGAUGGUCCCAAUCUACAGCUUGGACAGUUGGAUUGCACUGAAAUACCCCGGUAUAGCAAUUUAUGUGGACACAUGCAGAGAGUGCUAUGAGGCCUUUGUCAUCUACAACUUCAUGACCUUCUUGCUGAACUACCUGGAAAAUCAGUACCCCAGCCUGGUGAUGAUGCUGGAGGUCCAGGAGCAGCAGAAACACUUGCCUCCUCUCUGCUGCUGCCCACCUUGGCCAAUGGGAGAGGUUUUAUUGUUAAGAUGUAAGCUGGGAGUGUUGCAGUACACAGUGGUACGACCCGUCACAACAGUGAUUGCCUUGAUCUGUCAGCUGUGUGGCGUGUACGAUGAAGGCAAUUUUAGUUCAAAAAAUGCAUGGACAUACCUGGUCAUUUUCAACAAUAUGUCACAGCUGUUUGCCAUGUACUGCUUGGUGCUGUUCUACAGGGCUCUGAGAGAGGAACUGAGUCCAAUCAAACCAGUGGGCAAAUUCCUCUGUGUCAAAAUGGUGGUGUUUGUCUCAUUCUGGCAAGCUGUGUUCAUUGCUUUACUGGUGAAAGUGGGCAUUAUCUCAGAGAAACGUACAUGGGACUGGCAAAGUGUGGAGGCUGUUGCUACUGGUUUACAGGAUUUCAUCAUAUGUGUGGAGAUGUUUCUGGCAGCCAUUGCACAUCACUUCAGCUUCACCUACAAGCCUUACAUCCAGGAGACUGAAGAGGGCUCGUGCUUUGACUCUUUCAUGGCAAUGUGGGACAUCUCUGAUGUCAGAGCAGACAUUUCUGAACAAGUCCGCAAUGUUGGGAGAACAGUCCUGGGUCGUCCGGGAAAACCCUACUUCGGCGAGGCACAGAGUGAUGGUGAGCGAUCUGGCCUUCUCUCUUCCGCCUCUCAAGAAGCCAUCGCAGAGGCAGCAUCCAACCCGGUGUCACCCAAGGGUCAAUACCAGGGCCUGGGGAGAACCCUCACUCCACACUCUUUGUCAGCCCCUGCUGGGCUCAGCUCUGCACCAUGGGGUGAAGAAUAUGAAGCUGGACCUGAAGAAACGGAGGAAGAAGAACGGACCGACCAAACCAAAGAACCGGCAGAGGCAGAGCUGAUUGCGAUCACCUAGCCUAUUAUCAAGGCUGAUGUAACCGACACUCUACCAGACAUGCUUGGGCAGGACCCAAUUACAGCCUUGCCAUUUUCCUUCAGACAUUACUUCACUAAUGCAACAUUAGAAAAAACAAAACUGUUGUUUAAAAGGGCACAUCAACCAAGUACUAGUAGACAUUUGCCAACAAAUGCAAAACCAGAUGGACCUCUCUGCCUGUGACAGCUACAAGAAUGUUCAGUGAACAUUUUGACAUUUCUGUUCUACUUGGAAGUUAUGUGGCUCAAUAGGCUAUGUAAGAAUGGUUGCUUUCCAUCAGAAUUUGGAAAGGUCACUUUUAAACAUGCGUCCAAAAGAGCACACUUUUCUCUCACCAACCCAGUCUUUGUGCUGUCGUGUUUCUUGAGAUGAGAGGCCUCCUAAAAUCUUAGUGAAGCAUGCACGUGUAUUGUUUCCAACUAGGAAAUCAUCACAACUUUUUCUGUGUCAAUUCAGUCAUAUCGUAAUCUCAGAAGUGACAGAUGAUAAAAACAAAUAUGCAACUUUUAAAAUACAAACAUUUAAUUCUUCACACCACAUAUUAGUUUUUAGUGAUUUCAGGGGAUAUGAGUACGUAUUAACGGAAAUCCGGGAUAAUAAAGCACAUUAUAUCACCAUAAAUAAUCAGAUUAUUUUUGUCUUAGCUACUAGAUGUGUAUUCCAGAGAGAGGGAAUGAAAGAAAAGUAGCAACAAGUUUCUGGGUUGCUGAAAUGAUCUUGGGAUGAUAGUCUUUUCAGAUGAUCGGUACACCUGCGUUUAACUGACUGUAUGGCAUCACUACAGUAU